AUGAUGGAGCCUGGAAAUAGAAAGCUCCGAAUUGCGAGCCUAGGAAGCUCAUUUGCCGCUGGCCCUGGCAUCCCCCCUCAAAUCGGACCACGCGCUGCCAUGCGAUCAGGGCAGAACUACCCUCAUCUCCUGGCGCAACAGCUAAACGCCGAGCUCACUGACCUCACUGUUUCUGGCGCAACCCUUCUCAACAUAACAGUCGACCAACAAACUGCCCCGUUUGCUAGGGAAACCUUCCCGACUCAACUCUCGAAUCUGCCCGACGAUGCGGAUAUCAUCACCGUUACUGCUGGUGGCAACGAUAUCAACUACAUUGGUGGCAUGCUUUCCGACGCUUGGGCUGCAACUAUACCAGGAGCAAUCACCAAUACCCUCAUUAGAGGGUUAAGGGCGUUAAGAUCGGCUGUUGUCUCCCAAUCACCAGCACAAACGUCUGAUCCGUUGUCUCCAAGUGAAUUGGCUGACAGACUAGGCGGAGUCCUCGACGAAAUACACAAACGAGCCCCCAAAGCUCGCAUUUUUCUUGUUGAAUACCUCGCUGUCCUAGGACCUGACACACGGCCUGGUCAGGAUAUUGCUUUCAAUCACGAGAGACUGGAGCAUCAUCGUGGAGUCGCCUCUACACUACACAAUGCCUAUUCUCUUGUAGCGGAAAGUAGAUGCGACUGGUGUGAGAGAGUACCAGUCCACGAACUCAGCCUAGGACACGCACUUGGCAGCAAAGAACCAUGGGUUGGAGGUUUUGACCUUUCAUCGGUGAUUCGACGCGGACCCAUCCUUCACCCGAAUCUCGACGGAAUGAAUGCUGUAGCAGGUCUUCUACUUGAAAGGGUCCAAAAGGAUGUAUCAUACAAAUCAUAA
Messenger RNA from Penicillium cinerascens, 861 nucleotides. Its product is annotated as SGNH/GDSL hydrolase family protein. Gene Ontology annotation, molecular function: triacylglycerol lipase activity. Lineage: Eukaryota; Fungi; Ascomycota; Eurotiomycetes; Eurotiales; Aspergillaceae. The record is from RefSeq and is a predicted model, not a curated record. Gene Ontology annotation, biological process: triglyceride catabolic process. The coding region runs from base 1 to 861 and encodes 286 amino acids. The transcript has a single exon.